CAGGAACGUGGUUGGGAACCACUGGGCUAGACAAUGGCACCCUGACUGCCAUUAGGUAUCGGGAUGAAAUCCUUGGAUGCAUUGUCAGACCCUACGCUGGUGCAGUGGGUCCUGGGAUCCUCCUGGUGCACGACAAUGCCCGGCCUCAUGUGGCGAGAGUAUGCAGGCAGGAAUUGAUACCAUCAAUGGCCUCCACGCUCGCCUGACCUAAAUCCAAUGGAACAACUCUGGGACAUUAUGUUUCGGUCCAUCUGAUGCUGCCAGGUUGCACCUCAGACUGUCCAGGAGCUCAGUGAUGCCCUGGUCCAGAUCUGGGAGGAAAUACCCCAGGACACUAUCCGUUGUCUCAUUAGGAGCUGCCCUGACGUUGUCAGGCAUGCAUACAAGCACGUGAGGGCCAUACAAACUACUGAGUAGUUGCUGCAAUGAAAUUUCAGCAAAAUGGACUAGCCUGCUGCACCAUUUUUUCACUUCGAUUUUCAGGUGUCUUUGAAUUCAGUCCUCUGUAGUUUGAUCAUUUUCAGUUCCAUCAAAUGAUGUGGCAUCUUUUCGUUCCUAACACAUUACCCAGUCCAUAUCAGUAUAGAUAUCCAGAUAUUUUUCCCCAUUGAGAUCUGAUGUGUUUUCAAAGUGUUCCUUUAAUUUUUUUUUAAGUACAGUCAACUUGGUUGUAGUCUACUUAAGUUAUAUUAAAAUGUUUUUUUAAAAUAUUAUAAAAAAAAAAAAAAAGUUGAAAUUACUUAAAUUAUUUUGAUGAUUUAAUGGAAAAACAUAAGUUGCCAUGACUUAACCGAUCAUAUUUUUUACAGUGUUGUUUUAAAAUGUAAAGUAUGCAUCAAGAUGGCUCAAUCCAUUAGGGUGAAUUCAGGGUGAGUGGGACACUUUUUUGCCAUUUAGAUGACUUGGAAAAAGUGUCAACCUGAAUUCACCCCCCUAUAUAAAAUACUUUAUAGAAAGACCAUGGCCUGGUUUCACAGACAGUGCUUAAAUUAAACCAGGAUUAGGCCUUAGUUCAAUUAAGACAUUUAAGUAGCUUUUAUAAAUCUUCCUUAGAAAAAAACAUUACUGGUGUGCAUCUUGAGACAAAACAAUGGCACUGACAUAUUUUAAGAUAUGUCAGUGCAAAUUGCUUUCAGUUAAAACAGCUCAAACAUACAUUUUAGUCUGGAAAUAAGGCUUAAGCCUUUUCUAUGAAACUGAGAGAAUAUGUUCACUGUUUGCAUAGUUCAUUAUGCAACAAAAUUUAUAGAGUGGUAAGAAAUUUCAACUCACUGAUCUAUGUGUAUAAUACGUGUUUGUACAAAGCCAUAUUUCUGAAUUUAACCAUAGUAAAAUCACCACCUGCAGUGCAAAAAAUGAAAUGUUAAAUGGACAAACUGGAGGUAGUUUGGCUGACAAAGUUUUUAUUGACUAUAAUUUUCAUAAAUGUAAUUUACAUUUGUCAUACACAAAUGCACUGCAAAAAAUGGCUGUUGUACAAUAACAAAUAAAACAUUUAGAACAAGUAAAACAAGAGGGGGAAAAAAAGAUAAUUCCAAACACUUUAAACACAAGAGUUUUGACUGUCAUGUAAAUUUAUCUUGUUUUAAGGAUGUUUAGAUAUUUUUGUAGGAAAUGAAGGCAAAUAAAGUUCAAGGAACUAAUGGUAUGAUUACACAACAACGAUGUACUAAAAACAUUUUUUCCUUUGCGGUUUUCGCGUAUAGAUAACAACGUUGUCAAAACAAUCCUCAUUCACACGGAUCCGCAAAAACGACAAAAACGCUGCCAGGCCAGUAGUUGGCGAUGUCAUCUUGUAAAGAAACACUACACGCCUAUUUCAUUUAAAUGAAUAAUGCAAGGUGAUUUACAAUUUACUAGUAUUUGCGCCAUUAUUUACCGCCCAAAAAAAGCAUGUCAUAAACCAGACGAUAAUUUGCACUGCUCUUGGUAGAUUAUGUUGGUCAUUAUGGAAAUGAUCUGGCUGUAUCUGUGUUCACGAGUUCACACUUACAAAUAAUUAGUUAGGGUAAAAGAGUAUGUGUAUUUGGCGUGCUGUCCAGGGGAGGGCUCCAAUCUACACCUGCAGGCUAACGGGGUGUAUGUGAUUCCAACUGCCCAACCGAGAGGGCCCUUAUGGCAUCCGAUGAGAGCCUGCAGCUCACAGCAUCGGACGGGCAAUCCCUGCUGGUCAGUUAGAUGGAGGCGCGAAAUUAACUUAUGAGGGAUUCUUGGGCUUUCCUAAUAUGAAAGAGGUUGGACCUCUUUCAUAUUAGGAGGUUUUAAAAGUUUCUGAUGACCAUCGACCGAGCGCUGGAAUUGCUUGAGUCAGCCCCUGGGCCGAAGGAAGGAAAUUAGGGAGGGAAAUAAGGUGUCUGUGCUUGUGACGCUAGCGGAGGCAUCCACACGCUAGCGUCUGCGGCUGAAGCUGACGGCCAUGAAUUAGAGAGAGGGUUAGGAGGAAAUGGUAGAGAUGGCUGAGGCAUCCUCAUGCUAGGUCCUGCUGUUGGAGCUGGAGGCCACGAAAAGUGGAGAGGGUUGAAGACGUCAGAGGGGAAAGGCAAAGACGGCUGGGCCUGCACUGCUAGCAGAGGCAUCCUCACGCUAGGACCUGUUGUUUGAGUUUGGAGGAAAAAUGAAAGAUUGGGAGAUUGAUGGAAGGCAAGCAUCAUAGGAGGUGGGCAUUGCACUCUGAGGCACCGCGGUGGGGAGAGGUGCGGUAUAGAGCUGAGCAGACGUGGAAGGAGAGCGAUGAUUUUCGGCUGCGGAAUCAAGCUUGCUGAAGGCCUAACGCUGCGGCCCGAUGAACGAAGAGUACCCGGGAUUGCACCUGAGUGAGCCGGUGUCACUGUGUGACAUGAGGUCGGUGCCCUAGGGACUUUGCUUGUGCGUUUUGUUACCUUGGGGGCUGGAGUGGAUCUAGGAGAGGGAACGACUGAUUGUAAGAUGACGUACAGAUCUUACAGUUGCGCUUUGUUCAUACAUCUAGAAAACGGCACGUCUAUGUUAAGUAGUGCUUGCCUUAAUCCAAGAACUGUCCAUUUUUCAAUUGUAGGGAUUGUUGGAUGGGCCAGAGUGUAUGAAGAUGCCGAGGAGGAUUUCUUGCUGGCAAAGGCGAGGGUAAGCCUCGGCGUCUUGGUGGAACAUAGGUGAGUCGGCAUAGGCCUCCUCUUAUGCUGAUUGGGUAGAUCAUUUGAACGUGCUCCUCCCGAACUUUGUUAAUAAAACAUAAUUUCUUUAAUUUGCACAUUGUCAGCAGAACAUGUGCAGAACUUUCCACUCCCAUUGAUGCAUUUAUGGGAUUGCGGUCUAAUUUGACCUGUUUAGUGAAUCUGGCCCCAAGUGAUCCAGGACCAUCACUGGUACCUCUUCAAAAUGCAUGAUGCCUUUGUGUACAGGUAUGGAGAGAAGGUAUGGGAAUGUUCAGUUAGUAUAAAUAAAUAUGAAUUGUUUAGAUAUUGCACAUAUAUAUUGUACAAUGAUGACAUAUUGCACUAUGAGGAGAUCUGUAAUCGGUUCAUGAGAGACAAAACUCAGGAUGCUUUGGCUCCUCUUUUACUUUUUAUGAAACAUUGUCUUGACAAUGUGUAUCAAUUUAAUUCAAGACUAAUGAGGUUUUAGAUCAAAUCUAAACAUGAUUGAUAAGUAUUAGGUUUGGUCACAGUCCCUCUGAAAUCUCUAAACUGAAUAUAAGAGCACAGGUGGGCAUUCAGUUGUGCAAGUAGCAUUUGAAUAUGCCGGUUCAGGCAUAAAACUGUAUCAGAUCUCAUAGUUCCCUCAGAAACAUAUUUGGCCAGGUUGGCACAAACAUUGUCUGUGUGAGGAACGGCAGAUAUUUCAUCUCAACACCAGGUUAGUGGGCCACUUUUGAUGUGUUUAAACUUACCAUUUACUCCAUCAUCCAUGUGUAGGUGACAAGUAAUUAAUCCUCAUUACUGGGAUCCCUGUUUUUCAGUCAUAUUGUUUUUAUCUUUAAAAAAAAUUUGUUUAAUUUGAAUUUGGAAGUUGCUUUUUUUAGUAUCACUCCUCUCUACGUUUCUUUUUAGACACCAGCAAAAGCAGUUUGGGGGGAAAAAUGAACACCACUAUUUCUGUCAACCAAACUUUCUACAUCUACGAAUGUUUUGACUCCUACCUCGGGAUUGUCAUAGCGCUGAGCUCUUUAGUUCCAGACUUAAUGUUCUUUGUGCCUUUACACAUCUGGAUCCUUUCUAUGUGCUUAACAGAUUUGAUAAAAGGGAAGGGCAUUCCAGUUUCUGACAUCUUUACAGUUGUCUUGUCUCUAAUGGAAAUUAUUUCAUUCUUUGGGUUUUUCAUGUGUAUUAUUUCACUUGUUUUUGAAAUUUCUUGGACUACCUAUGCAGCUGUGUUCAUGCUUGGGAAAUACCUGAUUGGACGGCCCCUAAUGAACAGCUUGAUUUGUCUGGAGCGCCUCAUUGCUGUCGUCUAUCCUGUGGUGUUCCACAAGUUCAGCACUCUGAGGCUCCGAUACAUAUGUGUUGCUGUGGCCUGGCUGAUGACCUGGUCUUUUGGGGCACAUGCCAUUCUCACUUUUCCACGAAUCCCAGUGCAAGUCUACAGUAUCUUUCUCAUGGCCUGUCUCUUGUGCAUCACUGCAUGUAAUCUGGGAGUGCUGAAGGCUCUGUUGAAACCCAGUCCUGGUAAUAAAGAGACAGAAAGAAUGCACAAUAAGAAAAAGAGGGCCUUCUGGGUCAUGACAAGCAUUCUAGUCCAGUUGUUUGGGUCCUAUUUCUCAUUUUUGAUAGUUGCAGUGAUAAAGACAAACAUUCCAUAUGACACUUUUUGUUUGUUGGGAGGCAUUAGCAUGUGGUUUCUGAGACCAAGCAGCGUAAUACAACCUAUGUUGUAUUUGUCCAAGUACGACAAACUGCCAUGUAUUAAAAAAAAAUGAACAAUAUUUGUUUAAAGGGAGAUUCACGUAGACAAAAAAAAUUAAUGAGGCCUCACUUUUUAAAGUAAAAAGGAAAAUCCUUUUAAAAAAUAUUUUAUAAAUUUGUGUUUUAUAAAGAUGAGACCUGUUAACAUAUUUUAGAGUGUUUUUCCCCUUAUGAACUGGGGUCGUGAGUUUUAAAAACACUAUAUAUCACAGAUUUUGUUUCCUGUGUACCUCCUACUAUGUAUAAUAGUAUGUAUGAUAAUGGUUAUGGUUAUUCAUUCAUUAGGUCACACCUGUUUGUAUUCUGUUUGUUAUUUUGUGUAUAUAAGCUCUUCAGUUCCUUCUGGUGUUGCUUGUGUGUAUAGGCCUGCACACUGUUUCAUUGUGUUUUACCUGUUUGGAUUACCUGAGUUAACUUUGUUUAAAUAAACUGAACAAUUAAAUUGACCUUCUUCAUCAACCUUCUUCAUCUUCGGACCCAUAGCGUAACAACAUAUUGUUUCAAAGCAGCUUUACAGAAAAUGCUUGUUUCAAUGUUACCAUUAUAAAAUAUUUUGAUUGUUUAUCAGUCAGAGAUAAGUGUGUCAAAGUAAUGUCCACUAAUAUACAAGAUAAUACAAGUUAUGUUGUAUUCAGUUAAGCAUACACAAUGAACAUCAUUAUAAUAUAAGGAUAAUAUUUGACAGUUUUGUACGUCAAUCCAAAGGUGGUGCUUGAACAUUUAUUUUAAAACUUCUGAAUCUAAAGGUUUGUAGUUAUGAUGAUGGGGAUGAUACUUAAUAAAAGGUCUGGAUAUUUAUUUGUAUAUGAUUGAUAUGAACAUUGACAUUGUUUUGUAGAGCACAGAUGGCAGAGAGAAGAUCAUUUGAAUACGCCUUUAAUGUGAUCGCGUAUGUAAAUGUCACUAGGCUACUUCAUACAUCAACCUAUGUUAUGAAACACUAGAGCUACUGGAGGAUUUGCAAGCAACAGCUUACAUUUAAUUCAGUGUUGUGCUUCAUCUGAUGUAUAGUUAGCAAACUUUGAGAGUUUUGUAUUAAAGCAAACAGAAAUUGGGUUGAUUACAUUAUGAGCCCUACAAAUAAUAAACUUUUUCAAACAACUCAAAACUUAAAAAAAAAAAGCCUUAAAUUCUUUAUCAUAUAUAUAUAUAUAUACUCAGUACACUCAGUUUUGUUUUUGUUCUCACUGUGUUCUGUUCCUGUUUGUUUGUGUUCCUAUUUACCUGUGUUCCCUAGUUAGUUUCCUUGGUUGUUGAUUAAUUCCACGCACCUGUUUUGUUUUCCGCUGAUUACUCUCUGUCUGUAUUUAAGCUCUCAGUUCAUUCUGUUCAUUUGGUUGUGUUUUGUUAUCUUCUGUGAUAUCCUUUGUGGAUUUAAUAAAGAAUGUUUUUGUUUGAUUCCUCGUCUUCUUGCGUAUUACUACAAUCUCACCUGACAGAUAAGUUGUGCUUAAAUUUGGUUGAGCAAAGCAGAAUUUAGGCUAUAUUUUUAUAUAACUACUGCUAAACUACAUGUGUUGUUUUUGUUUUGCAGGCUAAUUGAUUUCUAAACUAAAGUCACACAAUUUCUUCUCUAAUUUCCUCACAGGUCUCUGGAUGAGAGGAGUGGCUAUCACAACAACAUAUAUUUACACAGACUAUAUCCUCACACAACACACUACAGGCUGCACAGCAUUUGUGAGCAGAUAACAAAGGAACAUCUAGAAAAAUGGCAGUGAACAACACUAUGGAUUAUUUAUCCAACUGCACUUUACAAUCUAAAAUGAACUUUUCUGGUGAUCCAUUUUAUGAGUGCAUGGACUCUUAUCCAGGAAAUAUUCUCACUGCCACCGGUUUACUGAUGAACACUGUCCUUUUGUUGCCUGUGAACUGCUGGAUUCUGUGGCUGGUGAGGAGAACUGCCGAUGUUGCAUCCUCAGACUUUGUCAUUUUAAAUCAGUCUGUUGCUGAGGUCAUUAAUGAUGUUUCCUUCGUUAUUUUUGUGUUAGGUGCUUUCCUUAAUAAGAAGGCUCUUAUUCUUACUGCUAUUUUCCUGUGCAGUACAUUCCUGGUGGGUCGACCACUCUUUCAAACCAUUUUCUGUGUAGAGCGCUACCUGGCUGUGGUCCAUCCACUGGUCUACCUGAAAUACACAAAAAAACAUAAAAUAAAACUGCUGUUAGUUGUGCUUGUCUGGCUAAUUAUAUUGAUGGUUGGACUGUUUAUUGUGGAUUCCUACCCUAAAAUCCCUAUAUGGCUUGGCAUGGGACUAUAUCUGGCAAUGUUAGUUGUGUGUUCAUCUUGCUCUGUCAUGAUUUUAUUGGUUUUGAAGAGGCCCAAGCCUGGGGGCAGAGGGAAAGGAGCAUAUCAACUGAAGAGAAAGGCUUUUCUAGCCGUCACGGUCAUCUUGAUCACGCUGGUGUUUGGCUAUGGGACAGUCUCAUGUGUUAUUGUACUGAAGGAUCAACUUUCAUAUCACACUUAUUGUUCAGUUCUAGGCUUAAGUUGGUGGACCUUUAUACCAAGUGCUGCAGUUCAACCUUACCUCUACCUGUCAAAAGUGCAUAAAGUAUUUUUCGUCCUGAACUUCUUGAAGAAACUACAUAAAAGUCUUGCAUUGUUUGGUAACAAAUGAUCAUUUUAAACCAUUGUCAGUUCACUAAAGUAUCGGUUGUGAUCAGUUCAUGCAAAAUACAAACAAUUAAAGCAUUUUUACAAUAACUUUGCAAUGACCAUCAGGUUUCUCAGUGAUUGUUCCAUUAAAGUUUAAAAAUAAGAAAGUGCCACUUAAUGUUUUACUUUCAUUUUGAACAGUAAAUCUGUUGGUUCAUCAUUUCAGGCCUGGCAAACUUCUUUUUUGUAAAUUUAUUGCUUAAAAAGUGUACUAUACUAUCUUUUUGGGAAAUGAUACUUUGUUUGGAUUGAAUAUCAUGACAAUCAUAUAUAUUUAAGUGUGGCUUACAUGCCCAAAUAAUUUGUAUAUACUAGUGCCAGUGUAUAUAUUAUUAUCUGAUUCUGUCUAAUUGACCCAUUUUGUGGUUCCAGGGUUCUCAAAAGCAGAGAACGUCAUUGUUGGGUACACUUCUGGUGAACAGGAGAUGAUAGCAAAUCUAAUAUUUGUAUUUGCAUUUGCUCUAAGAGCAAAUGAAAAAAACUGUGAUAGCAUUUCCAUGAAGAGAGGGAAAAAAUUUAGGGAGGUUGAUUACAGCAGUCAGGAGAGAGAAUUAUGUCAAAUUUGCCAUCACUCCCUCAGCCGUUGUAGAAACACCCUCACAGCAGCAUUUACUACCAAGGUAAUAUAACACAAAGUAUAGAGUUAUAAAUGUGUAUUCAAUUUUUUUAAAAAUGAAAAUAUUAAAAACUUUAUUACAGCACUCAGUAUGGAUAGAAGUCUAUCAACUUGCCACAUCUUAACUUUGGAAUAUUUUCCUAAUCUUCUUUGCAAAAACAUUCCAGAUCUGUUAAAUUACGAGGGAAUCUCCUGGUCAUGGCCCUCUUCAGGUCCUCCCGUGUUGAGGGUAACGCACUACAACUAAAAUGAGUUACAUAAUCAGAUUACUUUUUUCAAGUAACUAGUAAAGUUACACAUUACUUUUAAAUUUACAACAGAAUAUCUGAGUCCUUUUUUCACUACUUACUAGUUACUUUUUAGUUUCAACCCCAUGUUGAAAGAAAUUGUGAGCAACUGCAGAGGCGUUGUGUACGCUGUGUAAACAUGAUGGUUAUUGUAGUUCUAGACUAAAUGUGAGCAGGCAUUUACUCAUCUCACUUGCAAUAAUUAAAUAUGUUAA
Molecule: messenger RNA, 8647 nt
Organism: Ctenopharyngodon idella (grass carp)
Lineage: Eukaryota; Metazoa; Chordata; Actinopteri; Cypriniformes; Xenocyprididae
Exons: 2
Coding region: 6586-7491 (301 amino acids)
Cellular component (GO): membrane
Source: RefSeq, a predicted model, not a curated record